AUGAUAUUGGAGUUGGGUUAUUAUACGUUGUUCACGGUUAUCCGAAAACCUAAAUCUGGAGUACCAGCGUGUAUAUACCACCUAUAUGCGCUAUUAGAUUUUUGCUUCUAUAUCGUGCCGCACGUUAGCAGCAUGAAUUUAAAUCUUGACAUCGGCUCUAACACUGGCGAUGAAGUUACAUGGGAUAUAAUCCGGGGAUGGCUUGAUGAGUGCCUUGAGAAGCAUACUCGAUGCAACCAGAAGAACAUUACCGAUUACGUUCCAAGCCGGCUUGUGAAAUUAAACGACACCACUGGAGAGCCUACAUUUUGCGUCGUUGAAAAGUGUCAAGUAGAUCCGCAGAGCCCGUAUCUGACGCUGAGCCACCGCUGGGGAGAAUCGUCCCAGCUACGUCUGAAACUAACUCGCUCUACUUCAGAGCGACUUUCCAGGGAGCAGCUAUGUCGCACGCUUCCCAAGACAUUCCGAGAUGCGUCAGAAGUAGCCAGAAGACUAAAGAUUUGCUACUUAUGGAUCGAUAGCCUGUGCAUCUUCCAAGACUCUGCUGAGGAUUGGCUCAAAGAAUCUUCAUCGAUGCGGGACGUGUACGGCAAUGCAUUUCUGAACAUUGCAGCAUUAGGGGCCGAGGACAAUCAUGGCGGAUUGUUUUUCUCUCGCAACCCCAGUGAACUUAAACCUACAAUCUUCAACUUUAGUGUAGAUGGACCUGAAGAUCCACAUCUCUAUCGAUUUGACCAUGAUACGGGCAGUGCUUCUUGGGUGGGGCCCAUUUUGCAACGUGGUUGGGUGCUCCAGGAAAGGAUACUGUCGCGGCGAGUCCUGUACUUCGGGUCACGACAAGUAUUCUGGGAGUGCUACGAGAUUACUUGCAGUGAGACGCAUCCAAAGAACUUCAAUCAGUACGUAUAUAAUAAAUACGAUGAGAAAGAGCAAGGGCAAACUAGAACCGAACCUAAUCACCAUGCUUGGAAAGCGUUGAUGGGCACGGAUCGACUUCAACCUAGCUGUGAGGACAAACUAUCACAGCUCUUUAUGGAUUGGUACGAAAUAGCACGAACCUACACCACUUGCGAUCUCACUGUUUCGAGUGACAAACUAGUGGCAUUGUCUGGAAUAGCCAAAGACAUGAAACGACGUCUUACGACACUUGGAUGCCGGGAUACGAAAUACCUGGCCGGAAUGUGGAGUCAAGAUCUACCCUACGCUUUGAUGUGGAGCCUGAACGAAUUUGGUCGACGGCCUGAAUCCUAUCGUGCCCCUUCCUGGUCAUGGGCUGCAGUUGACGGAUCCUCGUUGAUGCCUUUCUAUGGUAGGACUGACUUGGAGGCCCUUGUAUCCGUCACCAGCGCGCGGACAACACUUGAGAACGAUGAGGAUGAGACUGGGAAGGUUCGCGGUGGCAUGCUUACUCUCACUGGCUUCUUGGCAACCGCGAAUAUUGGCCUCUCCGCCGAAAAUACAUAUGAACAGGAGAGCAAUAGAAGAAGAAUUAUAGAUUUUCGAAACCAUGAGGAUGGCACUCGAUUGCCCAAGUUCAAUGAUUAUCACUAUAUAUUCUGUUCCUCCGCUUGUGUCCUGUUCGACACGAAGGAAAUCUAUCCUCGAGUUCUAUGUUUACCAAUCACGCGUGGAGAUAGACCCGCGAAAUUCGACUUGAUCUGGGGCCUUGCCCUGGUCCAAGUCGGCCACGAGAAUUACCGGCGCGUCGGACUGUUUUCUUUGCAUGUUAACCCGGGGGAUAGUGUUCAGUCCAUUUUUACGAAUGCUUCUCAGGGAUCGGUUAAUAUCAUUUGA
Annulohypoxylon truncatum is the source of this 1794-nucleotide messenger RNA. Its product is annotated as HET-domain-containing protein. The record is from RefSeq and is a predicted model, not a curated record. Lineage: Eukaryota; Fungi; Ascomycota; Sordariomycetes; Xylariales; Hypoxylaceae. The transcript is spliced from 2 exons. Bases 1 to 1794 code for a protein of 597 amino acids.